Messenger RNA from Closterium sp. NIES-67, 1863 nucleotides. Lineage: Eukaryota; Viridiplantae; Streptophyta; Zygnematophyceae; Desmidiales; Closteriaceae. The record is from the annotation of a GenBank genome assembly.
GUGGUGGUGAUGAUGAUGAUGAUGAUGAUGGUGAUGAUGAUGGUGAUGAUGAUGGUGAUGAUGAUGGUGAUGAUGAUGGUGAUGAUGAUGGUGAUGAUGAUGGUGAUGAUGAUGGUGAUGAUGAUGGUGAUGAUGAUGGUGAUGAUGAUGAUGGUGAUGAUGAUGGUGAUGAUGAUGGUGAUGAUGAUGGUGAUGAUGAUGGUGAUGAUGAUGGUGAUGAUGAUGGUGAUGAUGAUGGUGAUGAUGAUGGUGAUGAUGAUGGUGAUGAUGAUGGUGAUGAUGAUGAUGAUGAUGAUGAUGGUGAUGAUGAUGGUGAUGAUGAUGGUGAUGAUGAUGGUGAUGAUGAUGAUGAUGGUGAUGAUGGUGAUGAUGAUGAUGAUGAUGAUGAUGAUGAUGGUGAUGAUGGUGAUGAUGGUGAUGAUGGUGAUGGUGAUGGUGAUGGUGAUGAUGAUGGUGAUGAUGGUGGUGAUGAUGAUGAUGAUGGUGAUGAUGGUAAUGAUGAUGGUAAUGAUGAUGAUGAUGGUGAUGAUGGUGAUGGUGAUGGUGAUGAUGGUGAUGAUGGUGAUGGUGAUGAUGGUGAUGAUGGCGGCAUACCGCCGGCAAGCCAUGAAAUGGCACCCCGACCGCGUGCACGCGGCCAGAGGGGGAGCGCGGGGCGCAGAGGACGCGGCUGCUGCGCGGUUCCGAGCCAUCGCGGAGGCAUAUGAGGUGCUGGGAAACGAGGCGCGGAGGCGCGCGUACAACAGCCGCAGGCAGGGCUGGCGACAGCGACAAGCACAAGGGGGGGGCUGGGCCUCGGCACAGAGACAGGGGGGACGACAGGCAGGGUGGGACACGGGGGGAAGGGGCGGCAGCAGCAGCAGCAGCAGCAGCUACUGGAACCAUCAGCAGCAGCAACAGCAGCAGCACUAUCGGCACGACCAGCAGCGGUGGCAGCAGCAGGAGGGGGGCGGAGGGGCAUGGGGCCGGGUGUGGUCGCAGUGGGGGCGCGGGGGAUGGGUGGCGGCAUUGCGUCGAGGCAUGGGCCCUGCUGACCUGGCCUUCCAUGCCGCCAUUGGCAGUCUGCUCGUGGGAGGGCUUGUGCUGGGGGGAACGGCCGGGGACUACCUGUGGGCGUCUGCCAACAGGGGGGUGAGCGCCGUGCCCGAUGGGAUGUGGUGGUGAUUGUGGAGGUGAAUGGUCGGACGGGGUUGGAAUGGGGCAGGUCUCAAGUGUGAUUGGCGCAGGUCAGGAAUAUGCUGGGAUGGAUGGUAGGGGAUUUCCUGUGGGCAUCUGCCAACAGCGAUGAGUGGCGUGCCCCAUGGAAAUGUGGUGGUGAUUGUGGAGGUUAAUGGUGUGCACGUGGCAGGUCAGAUGCGUGAUUGGCGCAGGUCAGAAGUAUGCAGGGAGGAGUGGCCGGGGACUACCUGUGGGCGUCGGCCAUUAGAGGGGGUGUUGUGACCCCUGGGAUGUGGUGAGGCGACUCCUGAGUUGAUGUAUGAGUCACCUGCUGCCUAAGAGGGGUGAUUGCUGUGUCCUGUGGGAUGUAGUGGUGUGGUUGCGUGAAUGGGGGCAGGCCAUAAGUGCGAAUGGGGCAAGCUAGAUUUGUGUAUGAGGCAGGUCAAAAUUGCUAUCGGGCCAAUCCAAUGAAGUCAUUUGAAGAGGCCAUGGAGCGGAUAGAUGCAAGGAGGCCAGUGCCUCUCAUGGCAGAUGGUGCCAAAACCACUGAUAAUGCUGCUGCUGCUGUGGCCGAUGCUGCCACUGAUGCUCAAGACACUGGCUAGGAGGACGCAUGACAUUUUAGAAGGAAAUGUGAGCCACAGCCUUGCAUGUUUGAAACACACAGUGCAAGCAGUCAUCUGUACAUAAAUGCAUCGCAUGCCC